CCUGCAACUCUUCGAGGGCUGAGGGGUCCCGAACACCCUAACCCCUAAUCUUCCCCAAUCAGAGAUCUCACCAUUUUUUUUCCCUUAUUGUUUAUCGGUCGCCACAUACAUUUUCGUUUUCGCUCUGAUUGAUAAUCUUUAACCCUGAACAAAGCUGCCAAACAGUCAUCAAUGGAAGAAGGUAAAACUGCUGUUAAUCAAGAAACCCUAGAAGUUGUUGAUACACCCAGGGAAGAUUUUGGGAAGAUGCUUUAUGGAUGCGAACAUUACCGUAGACGGUGUAAACUCCUAGCCCCAUGCUGCAAUCAGAUUUUUACCUGCCGCCAUUGUCACAACGAGGCCACGAGCGCUCUGAGUAACCCCCACGAACUUGUGCGCCAAGAUGUCAAGCAAGUUAUUUGUGCAGUUUGCGAUACUGAGCAGCAGGCUGCUCAUGUCUGUUCAAAAUGCGGUGUCAAAAUGGGGGAAUAUUUCUGCAAGACUUGCAAGUUCUACGAUGAUGAUACAAAGAAGAAGCAGUUUCAUUGUGAUAAUUGUGGGAUUUGUAGAGUUGGUGGUCGAGAGAACUUUGAUCACUGCCAGAAGUGUGGAUCUUGCUAUUCAGUGAAUCUGCGUGAUAAUCACUUAUGCGUUGAAAAUUCUAUGAAGAACCACUGCCCCAUCUGUUAUGAGUUUCUUUUUGAUUCGGUCAAGAGCACUACAAUUAUGAAGUGUGGACACACAAUGCAUCUGGAAUGCUGUUCUGAGAUGAUUAAACAAAAUCAGUAUCGCUGUCCGAUCUGCUCCAAGUCAGCGUUCAACAUGUCAACCACCUGGGAAAGAUUAGAUCUGGAGAUUGAAGCUACUGCCAUGCCCGAGGAAUACCAUUAUGAGGUUCCAAUUCUCUGCAAUGAUUGCAACAUUACUAGCAAAGCAUUCUUUCACAUUUUUGGCCACAAGUGCAGCCACUGUAAAUCAUACAACACCCGGGUGAUUGCACCAGCAGAUAAUCAUCCUGACCAUGGGAAUGAAUCUGGAUAGUUUGAUGAAAUGACAAUGAUGCCACAUUGUAUCCUCCCUAAUUUGUUAUAGUACAUUUUGUUCCAGCAUAUGGGUCAUUUCCAUUUUACACACUAGAAAAUGUAUUGUGUAUUGAAAUAGUUUCUGCAGGUUUCUCCUUUCAGCUAGUCUCGUAGAAUUAGUUCAUGCUUCAAUUUUGUUUC
Molecule: messenger RNA, 1202 nt
Organism: Ilex paraguariensis (yerba mate)
Lineage: Eukaryota; Viridiplantae; Streptophyta; Magnoliopsida; Aquifoliales; Aquifoliaceae
Source: the annotation of a GenBank genome assembly